Messenger RNA from Prionailurus viverrinus (fishing cat), 8945 nucleotides. RefSeq names its product ajuba LIM protein (gene AJUBA). Gene Ontology annotation, cellular component: transcription regulator complex; adherens junction; nucleus. Bases 551 to 2197 code for a protein of 548 amino acids. Gene Ontology annotation, biological process: positive regulation of miRNA-mediated gene silencing; negative regulation of hippo signaling; cytoskeleton organization. The record is from RefSeq and is a predicted model, not a curated record. Gene Ontology annotation, molecular function: transcription corepressor activity. The transcript is spliced from 8 exons. Lineage: Eukaryota; Metazoa; Chordata; Mammalia; Carnivora; Felidae.
AGAUGUAGCGGCGCUGCCCAAACUGCCCCACGGCCGCCUCUCGCCUCCAGUCGGCGGGUCUCCACCUUCGGGACAGUUACCACCAGCACCACCCUCCCCCUUCAGCGCACCAGAGAUCCCUGCGCAGACACCCCCGUUCCUCCUGCACACAGCGCUCCGCCCCUCCCGAAAAGUAGAUCCGGCCAGGCAGACAAAAGUUUGGGAGAGAAGUUCGGUCUGUGCUGAGUGUGAGAGUGAGGGGGGCGGGGGCCGAGGAGAGUGGGGCGGCAGGGCAAGUGGACGCGUGAACAGACAGACCUGCGGACGGGACAGCCGCGGCCGUAGGCCCUUCUAGCCCCGCUUAACCCCUGAUGCGCGGGGGGAAGCAGCCCCUCUCGCUGGGGGAUGCUGCGGGAUUCCCGGUGCCGGGCAUCCGGGCCGCCCGCUAAACCCGUGUGCCUACCCCGUGCCCCCGGGGAACCGGAGUCCGGCCGCUGGGAAAGAGAAGCGGCCGCAGAGACGCUGCAGGGUGCCGGGCGGGGAGGGGGCUGGAGGCCCCAGGCCCGAGGGCAUGGAGCGGUUAGGGGAGAAAGCCAGUCGCCUGCUGGAGAAGUUAAGACUCUCGGACUCCGGCAGCGCCAAGUUCGGCCGCAGAAAGGGUGAAUCUAGCCGGUCUGGAUCUGAUGGGACCCCCGGGGCGGGCAAGGGGCGUCUGAGUGGGUUGGGGGGACCUAGGAAAUCAGGGCCCCGUGGAGCUACUGGGGGACCUGGGGAUGAGCCGUUGGAGCCAGCCCGGGAGCAGGGCCCCCUGGACGCUGAGCGGAACCCGCGCGGCUCCUUUGAGGCGCAGCGCUACGAAGGCUCCUUUCCUGGGGGGCCGCCUCCCACCCGGGCCUUGCCUCUACCUCAGUCGUUGCCCCCCGACUUUCGGCUGGAGACCACGGCCCCAGCUCUAAGCCCCCGCUCCAGUUUCGCCAGUAGCUCAGCCAGCGAUGCCAGCAAGCCGUCCAGUCCCCGGGGCAGCCUGCUGUUGGACGGGGCGGGGGCCGGUGGAGCCGGAGGUAGCCGACCCUGCAGCAAUCGUACCAGCGGCAUCAGCAUGGGCUACGACCAGCGCCACGGCAGCCCCCUGCCCGCCGGGCCAUGUCUGUUUGGCCCACCCCUGGCUGGGGCUCCGGCGGGCUAUUCCCCUGGAGGGGUGCCGUCCGCCUACCCGGAGCUCCACGCUGCCCUGGACCGACUGUGCGCUCACCGGCCGUCGGGAUUCGGCUGCCAGGAAAGCCGCCACUCGUAUCCCCCGGCCCUAGGCAGCCCCGGGGCUCUAGCCGGGGCCGGAGUGGGAGCGGCAGGGCCUUUGGAGAGACGCGGGGCGCAACCCGGACGACACUCGGUGACCGGAUACGGGGACUGCGCCGCGGGCGCCCGAUACCAGGAUGAGCUAACAGCAUUGCUGCGCCUGACGGUGGGCACGGGUGGGCGAGAAGCCGGCACCCGCGGGGAACCCUCGGGGAUUGAGCCGUCGGGUGUCGAGGAGCCGCCGGGUCCGUUCGUUCCAGAGGCCUCCCGGGCCCGGAUGCGGGAACCAGAGGCCAGAGAAGACUACUUCGGCACCUGUAUCAAGUGCAACAAAGGCAUCUAUGGGCAGAGCAAUGCCUGCCAGGCCCUGGACAGCCUCUACCACACCCAGUGCUUUGUCUGCUGCUCCUGUGGGCGAACUUUGCGCUGCAAAGCUUUCUAUAGCGUCAAUGGCUCCGUGUACUGUGAGGAAGAUUAUCUGUUUUCAGGGUUUCAGGAGGCAGCUGAGAAGUGCUGUGUCUGUGGUCACUUGAUUUUGGAGAAGAUCCUACAGGCCAUGGGAAAGUCCUAUCACCCAGGCUGCUUCCGAUGCAUCGUUUGCAACAAGUGCCUGGAUGGCAUCCCCUUCACAGUGGACUUCUCCAACCAGGUGUACUGCGUUACUGACUACCACAAAAAUUAUGCUCCUAAGUGUGCGGCCUGCGGCCAACCCAUCCUCCCCUCAGAGGGCUGUGAGGACAUUGUGAGGGUGAUAUCCAUGGACCGGGAUUAUCACUUUGAGUGCUACCACUGUGAGGACUGCCGGAUGCAGCUGAGUGAUGAGGAAGGCUGCUGCUGCUUCCCUCUGGAUGGGCACUUGCUCUGCCACGGCUGUCACAUGCAGCGGCUUAAUGCCCGACAGCCCCCUGCCAACUAUAUCUGAACUGCAGUCACUACUGCUGCCUUCGCCACCAUUGACAAAUUCCUCUGGCCAGAGGGCCCCUCUGAGGCCAGCCGAGGCAAGGAACGCACUCCCAGGCCGGGAAGAAGAGCCCUCUGGGGAAGGCCCCAAGGGCCAGAGACCCAAAGAUAUGACAUUCCAAAUGGAUUGUGGAGAAGGAACCUUCCAAUUGCCAUGGUGGGGUGACUGGCUUUCUUUCCAUGUGUGUAGCCUGUGCUGUAGCGUGUACUCAGGCACACACUACAGGCGAGUUCCAGUACUUUCUAAAGCUCUGAUUCUGGUCUGUAUCUCCAGUGUCUGAUUAUGCAUAAGUCAAGUGAUGUUCCAGCUUUGGAUUAUAGGAAGAGAGGACAUCAUGAGCACUCCUCACUCUUUUGUACCCCUCAUGUGGGUCAGGUAUGGGGUCAGCAGGUUCUUACUACAGUGUCUUUGUAUCUGGAUGAAGAGAUGGACACUAGACCUUAUUAAUGAGUUUUUUUCUUGGCCACCUUCUCCCUAUAGACUAGGAGCACUGCUCACCCCUCUGCUGGGAAGGGGGACAGCUCUCAGUGGGCCUGUUGCCUGUAUUGCCUAUUUCUCAGGGACUCACGUGGGCCUGGGAAGGCUAGGUGGGUGCCCAUACUUGGUUCCUCUUCUCCUCAGUUGGGGAAGUAAUGAGUGGGUCCUUGGGGGUGGAGGUGCCAGGUGAGACAUGUAAGAAGUGUCAGGCCAACCGCGCUCCGUGCACAUGCCCAGGUAUAGGUGCACUGAGACCCCCAGCCCAAUGUAGACACACAUAGGCACAUUCAUAGACACACUGUCUCACUCCCUUCUUCUCAGGUCACUCUUAUCCAGUUCCCUAAUAGUCACUCACCACUCCAGACCUGCCACCUCUCAGAGGAAUCUAGGAUUAUAACCACUACAACUCCCAAACUCUGAGGUUCUGGGGAGCCAGAGGGGCAACACACUUUGAUCUGGUUCUAGUCGUUUGGCUGAAAUCGGUUUACCUAAGCUAGAUUCCCUUAAAGCCAAUUCGUGGGAGACUUGUAUGCUUAAAGUUUACUUGUUUUGGGGGGGGGCAGGGAGGGUGCAAAAAAGGUGGUUUUAUUGAAAGCACGGGAAUAGGACCCAUGGGCAGAAAGAGCUGCCAAAGUUUACUUAAUGACCAGUUUGCCAAAAGCUCAGUCCCUUUGGGGUAUUUUUAUAGCCAUUUAGGUGUUUCGUUGUUAUGUUUUGGGUGUUUUCAAGAUUUACAUCUAUUCAUCCAACAGUACUUCUGAAUUAUUGUCAACAACAUAAAUUUAUCAAAUUUGCAGCACUUUGUAAUGUUGAGAUUGCUUCCUACCUUUAUGGACAUUUUCCUAUGUUAUCUACUUUUCAAACACUUUUCUAAAAAGUUUAAAGUUUCUAGCAAUAAAUAUAAUUGGUAUGGACAUUUUGUGUAUCAUUUUUUUGUGUUUCUUAAUUCAAUAUUCCUUUACAAAUUAGAUGCCUUGGAAAAUGUAAUAGAGCUCAAUAUGAUUUUGAUGCUUUGGCCUAAUUUCUACAUUCCUGCUGUUAAAAAUGCCAAUAUAUUCUAAACAAAUGAGCAGGCAUGUGGCAUGUUCAGUUGACUAACAAUUAAAGGUUAUGUGGACAACAACAGUAAAAAGUGAAAGGGUAAAUCUGCUAAAUCCUUUUGAAAUGCUGCAGAUUUGAUAAAUAUUUAUUUUAGACUAAUUGUCUGUAGGUGAAUUGGUUUUCGGCAAAUUAAUCUGAUAAUCUUUAAUCCUUAGUCUUCAUUCCCUGUCACUUAGAGUUUCAUACUAGAAAUGGUUACUCCUAAGAACAGAAAUUCCGCGUUUAGGGGUUAUUCUAAGGUGACCGUGCCAGCCAAGCUGGGGUUGCAGAGGAGAGGCCUGUGCAUGAGGGUGUGAGGGGGAGUAAGAGCUCACAUUCAUACCCCUGACUGCAGAGGGGAUGCACUUUUUUUGGAGGGAUAAAUUUUCUGAUAGAUUACUUGAUCUACAGCUGGGAUUGCUUCUUCUGAAUUAUUAUUAUUAAAUAAGUGAAUACAAUGACGCUGACUGGGCAAUUUUCUCACCAGGCUGCUCCAGGCCUGGGAAAUCCAGACAAGUAUGUAUACCUUUACACCCAUCCCUUCUUUGACUCUUGGAGGUCGUGUCCACUCUGACCUUUGGUUUCUUACUCUGAUUUCAGCCUCCAUCUUACUGGCUGAUUCCUUUCUGGGUCUGUGCUCCUCUGUGCCAGCCCCAAGGCUCCCCAGGACUCUGUUCUUGCCACUGGGGCUACUCCCUUCCUCCAUCCUAAGAAAAGACAAGUGCUAACAGCUGAUGAGGACAGGCCCAGGGAAGGCAGGCUGUGGCAGAAGAUCAGCCCCAGCCACUUCACGUUGUCACUGGCAGGCUCCCAAGUGUUCCCUGCAUUGCAAGACCCCUUCUUCCUGUUUCCCAGGAGACAGCUCUACCUGACCCAUUCUAUUUAAUAUUUACAGCUAAUAGAUUCGUGGGGUGCUGCAAAGGACCCAGCAACAGGUAGACCUUGUUUGGCCAGCUUACUGCCUGGUUUUCAUCAAUAGCCACUAGGCCUGAGAUGGGACAAGGGGGAAAUGGGAGAGUCUUGGAUCUUUUUGGUGUCUCUAGAUGAGAGUCACAGUACGGGGGUCAGGCUUUCACAGCAGACUGGCUGUUUGCUCUGGUAAGCUCCGUUCACUACAGGCCUGAAUGUGGUUUGGUUUAUGAAGAAUAUGGUUGGUGGUGGUUCUCCCUCUGCCUCACUCCUUCAAGACCUGUUUCUCCCUUCCCCCUUUCCUAGGCCAGGGAAUUGGUAAGAUUCCAUUUGCAAUCAGGCCGGAGACUGUCCUCAGUUGAGGAAGUAGAGAAAGCUAUUUCUAGGCACAUAAAGCCAGCUGGAUAAGGUCCUUGAGAUUGUACAUAUAACAAGAGGGAUAAUGAGAGAGAAAGGAGACUGAUAGGAUUGAGACAAAAGGAUUGGAAAAACCAGUGAGCAAAAGCAUUUUGUUGUUUUAGAAGGAUCCAGACUCGAGCCAGGUCAUUUGGAGCCCUAAUGUUAGAGGGUUCCACAACAAAGACAAUCUCCGUCCUCUCCCUUCUCCCUCACAGCAAAGGAGAACCUAAGACGGCCUCUGCCUUGCUGCCCGUUACUGGUGUAGAGACCUUGGAAUAUCCAUACUUGGCCCUGGUUGUGAAGGACUGAGGUUUGACCUUGGAAACGAGCAAACUGUCACUGGGACAUAUGGAUUAGAGCAGUCUAAUGUGUUCGGAGAGUAGUCAGAGGCAGAUUCUGUCCACCUAUGCUUAGAAAGGAUAGCACUGCCCCUUGUGAAGGGAGCCAAGGAGCGAUCCAAGCAGGGAGACACAGGUUACAAGGAACAUCUGCUGAAAGGUGUAGGUUAGGCUUGUAUCCUAGAGGGAGGGUUAGAGCCAAGCAGGGUGCGAUUUUGGAACUCUGUGACCUCGUUUUACCAAAUGAAGAAAUAGAAGUGGAGGGAUAACGGCACUUACCUAAGGUCAUGCAGCUGGAAAAUGAGGUUCCAACUUUUGAAGACUAAUAAAGAGUUUAUUUCCCCUCUUCCGUCCCACCCGAACCUUCAUCCCCAUUGCAGGGACUCCCACAGCACAAGUAAACUGUAAAUUAGAUCAGCCCUUCAUUAUGAUGGAUAAUUAGGGAAAGUUUUAGUGGGAAAGCCAGGGAAUAUAAGAGACAAUAAUGAAAACUUGUGCUUCUUACUAAUGUUUUUGUUUUUUGGUUGGUUGGUUGGUUGGUUUUUUUGCUAACUUGAACUAGCAGUAGCCAAAGUAUCUUUAAAAGCACAUUAGAAGAAGCAAAAGAAAUACACUGCAGGAGAGUCCCUGCCCUUGAGGAGGUCACAGUCUAGCCAGGGAGACAAAUACACACAUAAAAUGCCUUGAGAAGAUUACAAGCAACAUGUCACCAAGUGCAAAGUAAUUGAGUGUUACAAACAAAAGACCUAAUGCUGCAGGGUACAGAUGACAGGGGGGAGACUUUGUUGGACUUUGAUUGUAGAUCAGAAUGUGGCGGCCCAUAGACAAAUCCUGUCCCCAAAUGCAUUCUUUGGCCACUGGGAGUGGGAGUUAUUUUUUAUAUUAUUUUGAACCUUCACUGAGGAGAGGAAAAUGCCAGAUAGUAAAUGUAGAAAGAAUGAUAGAAUUGGAAAAACAGCAUUUUGUGAACCCGAAUAAAAUAAUUGAUUCGGGCCAAAUUAUUAAGUAGAGUGAAAGCUAUAAGUGAAAUGAUUGGUGGACAACUGGACAUUGUGUGUGUAUAUAUAUAUAUAUAUAUAUAUAUAUAUAUAUAAUAUAGUGCCAAGUAACCUACCAGCUUAUGGUCUUGUCAUCACUCAUUUCCUGGAAUGGGUCUUAGUAUCACCAGCCAGUUGACCGGUUCUGGUGUGAGGCAAAUCCAUAACCCAGCCUAGUGUAGAGUCCACCUGUUCCCCACCCACCGGAGAAGUAGGACAUGUAGCUUGAGGUUUACAGGAAGUGCUGUGAGAAAGUAAAGGAUGCCAGGAGGAAGCAACCCCACAAACCUAGGAGGUGAGGCAAUCUGCAGGGCAAUGGGUCAGCGCUCUUGAGCAAGUCCGCAUGAUUUUUUUUUUUAACUUCAAAACUGCUAGAUUAGAGGGACUUAAGCUAUUUCGUAACAAUGCAACGCAUGGUCCUGGAUUCCCUAUUGGUUUAAGCAAAUUGCUAUAAAAGAUAUUUGGAGUCAACUGGGAAAUUUUUUAUAUGGACGGGAUUAGAUGAGGUGAAAAUUUACUGAGCCGGAAAGGUCAAAAUCAUUAACAAAAAUGCCAGUCACAAAACCAGUACAGGGUAAUCGUUUUUUUGUUUUCAAAGUGUCUAUACGUUAAAAAAAAAAAAAAAAAGAUCUGAAAGGAUAGGCAUGAAGGUGUUGAGAGUGGUGAUCUCUGAGUGGUGAGAGUAUGUUUUUGUGUUGUUGGCCUAUGUUUUCUAUUUUUAUACAGUGCACUUGUACUGCCUCUGUAGUAGUAAAAAGCUGUUAUGAAUAAAAUAACUAGUUGCCAACUUUUAUAAUUAAGGAGAUUUCACAUAAAAAUCCAUAGAUUGUAUGUGAAGAGAGGGGUUUCUAAGGUUUUUCUGAAUAAUCAGAAGAUCUGUCACCCCUGGCCUUCCAGUCUCACAAGGCAACAAUUAGUUGGAACCGAGUGAUGGCUGCUCCUUUAUAGGGUAUAUUCUCUCCUUCAUUUGUCACAGUUCUUACCACUCUGUGUGCUUCACACUGCUUACUGCCUGGCUCCUGUAGACCCUCUGUUUGUGUCAGUAACCCUCUAGUUGGGUGAUCCUGAUGGGCUCCUCCCCAUCCAUAGACCCUCCCAUUAUUAAUUGUUGAAGGUAUCAACAAAUUAGUUUUGAAAUGCUGCCCGAGAAAAGCAUCUGUUCCAGAAUUACCUGUACCUGGUUGGUUUGUUUGUUUGUGUUUGUGUUUGUGUUUGUGUUUGUUUUUGUUUUUGUUUUUGUUUUUGUUUUUGUUUUUUAUAAGGCAACCCAGUCAUGUGAAACCCAGAUGUAAUAAUUAAUCUACUUAGCUACCAUGGUUGCAUACUGUAAAUUAGUUUAGCAAAAUUUCUCUUUGGUAAAUGGAAUUUGGAAAGUAUACUAAAUUGCUAACUUCCUCAAGGUUUGGUUUUUUUUUGCCAUUACACCUUAAUCUUAGGGGGCAUUUCAAAAUUUACAAUGUAUGGUCUUCCCAACCACGAAACUCCAAAUGCGCUUUGGUUGGUCUGUUUCUCCCACUGGUUCUGAUACAAUUUUUAAAGGAGAAAAUCUCUUUCAUAUGCAACUCAGUGUAAGACAGUGUCAUCAUCAGUUUAAAAUCCAGGGAAAUACUUUUAUCAGCCUGGCACAUGUUUUCUCAUUACAGCAGCACACUCAAUCCUUAUAACAAGAACUGCACACGUUGUGCCUCAUGUCUAGCUUUUCAAAAUGAUACUGGUCUUCUUCUGAAUCAAUUUCCUUUACUGUCUCAUAUUCCUUUGGUAAAAAUUGUUUCAAUCUGUCCCAUUUUUGAGCCAAAUUUCUCAGCUUUUCUUUGAGAUCCAAAAUGUCCUAUCAGGCCUUAUUUAUAUACUAGUUCACAAUGGUGUCUCAGUAAAACCAGGCUCAUUUCAGUUUGUAUAACAAACGUUUCCAUGAACAGACAGGCAACCCUUGAAGCCACAAGGGAGCUGGGUUUGAAAUCCCCCUUGGAAUGGUUAAUCAAUUGAAAAAUGGCACAUUAUGAACAUUUGUUCCAAAAUUGCUAUUUGAUGUCAUAGGUUGAUUACGUAUUUUCUUUAUCCACUUGUUUUCUCCUUAAAUCAUGUACUCACAAUGGGCAUGGAAUUUCCUAGCUUAAUCAUCAAUAGUUGUGUCUCUGAAUACCUUCAUUUUCCAGUGAACACCCUUGAAAAUAAUUUGAAAACCUCUUGACUGCCUGUAAAUUUUAUUCCUGAAACUGGUUUCAUAUAUAUUCAGGUCCAUAAUACAAAUAUAUUCUUGCUACUCAUAUUCAGAUACUUUCAAAGUAGUAUCGUUCGUUUUUUUUUUAAUUUUUCUAAACAAUUGCUCAGUUAAGUGUAGUUCCACACUCCAAUGGCGAUUUUAAUAUCCUAGCUUUGAAAUCUGAUUAUUUAAGCCCAAAUUUUCCAUGUGAAAACGUAUUCUACUCAAAAGUUUCCAUUGGUUUGAUAAAUAGAAUGUGUACUAAA